CAAAAUAUAACUGAGUUUAGCCUCGAUCUGGAUCGGACAGAAUUUCUGUAUGUGAUCAUACGGUAUUGUCAUGGCAGCAUCAGUGAUCCCCAUCAGAUGUGAGUCACAGUAACCAAAGUAAACAUGGAGGGCCCACAAAUGAUCAACGUUGAUGGCAACUCAUUGCUCAAAGCUGUUUACCUAAGCCGUCUCCGUCUCACAAGGCUUCUACUAGAAGGAGGCGCAUAUAUAAAUGAGAGUAAUGAGUGUGGUGAAACACCCCUGAUGGUUGCCUGCAGGAGCAGGCACACAGACCACCAAAGUGUCCCAAAGGUUAAGAUGGUGGGGUAUCUACUUGAAAGCGGUGCUGACCCAAAUAUCCAGGAUAAAAGUGGGAGGACAGCUCUAAUGCAUGCCUGUUUGGAGCAAGCCGGUCCUGAGGUAGUGGAGUUGCUCUUAAGUAACGGUGCAGAUCCUUGUCUUGAGGAUCAUACUGGUUCUUCUGCUCUAAUAUAUGCCAUCAAUGGCAGUGGUGAAGAAACUGUUAAAUUACUGAUCGAUGCCUGCAAGGCCAGAGGAAAAGAAGUUAUCAUAAUCACUCCCGACAAACUUGCAUGUGGUAAGCAAAUGGCAAAACAGUACCUCUCCAUUCCACCGAUCGCUAUGGUGGAACAAUGGGACAAACAGGGUUCCUCUGCGGUUCCAUGUGCAUCUCCAUCUGAUAUUCUCCUCAGUACAUCUCCACAAGGCACACUUUCUUCUAGUCCUACUGAGCAUAUAUUUUACUUCCAGGACCCCCAGAGCAUGACAAAUUCACAGCCAACCUCUCCAUCCCACCAGAGUCCUCUGGUGAACAGUCGAGUGAGCAAACUGCACAAUUUCCAGAGAUUACACUCAGAGCCUUGGCUAAAAAUCCCACAUGCCUUCCUUGCACAACAGCAUGCUAAAAGCACCACAGCUACGGAGGAACUUCCGGACAUCACACCUGAAGAAGAAAUGAGCUUCAGAAUGAACAGACUGACUUUCGGAAAUAUGUCGCUAUCGCGCCACUGCAGUGUUGAAUUGAAAGAAGCUGGCUGUUUGAGUCAAAGUCAAGGAAACAAUGGUGAAGGUCUAAGACCUGAAGGUGCGCUUUGUCGAAACAUGUCCUUUGACAGCUUGUCUUCAUUACACUCUUUAUCUCAUCCAAAUCUUCACAGCAAAAGCAGCAUGGAUGCUUUUCCAGCUGAAAAAGAUCCAGACAAAUCUCUGCCAAACUUGGCUGUGUCCAGUCUCCGUAACAUCAUUCAGAGAAGAAAACUAGGAAUGGACCACUACAGCUCAGAUUCCCAACUAUCGGUGAACCUUGCAAACUCUCCAGAAGACCGCAAAGGGCAGCAGGAGAAGAGGAGACAUGCCAACUCACGUUCUCCUACCUUGGUGGGCUCCAGGGAGUCUCUCGAGAGUGCUUCAUUAACGCACUUACACAGAAGAAAUCCCAUUAGCUAUGAACGUCGGGGCUCUGGGGUGCUUUUAGAUCCCAUUUCCCAUCCUCGAGCGGGAUUCCUCCCCCCACUGAACCAGCAUGCACCAAUCCCAAACAUCACUCCAAGUGGCAAUCCAAGCGGCAACAACAAAUCCGUUUGUGGUGCAGCAGUGGGGAUAAAACCCUGCGUUCCCUCAGCACCCACAGGCUUUCCAAAGGACCACAAAACAAGGAGGAUGCUGAUGAGAAGACACUCCAUGCAAACAGAGCAGAUCAAGCGGUUGGGUGACUUCACUGAAAUUUUUGGACAUUGAAUGUCUGCUGGUUAAAGCGAAUACAGCA
This is a messenger RNA of Danio aesculapii, 1786 nucleotides long. It is a transcript of the gene ankrd34ba, whose product is annotated as ankyrin repeat domain 34Ba. The transcript is spliced from 2 exons. Gene Ontology annotation, molecular function: protein binding. Bases 124 to 1758 code for a protein of 544 amino acids. Lineage: Eukaryota; Metazoa; Chordata; Actinopteri; Cypriniformes; Danionidae. The record is from RefSeq and is a predicted model, not a curated record.